Molecule: messenger RNA, 4272 nt
Organism: Recurvomyces mirabilis
Lineage: Eukaryota; Fungi; Ascomycota; Dothideomycetes; Mycosphaerellales; Teratosphaeriaceae
Gene: SNF2
Product: transcriptional regulator
Exons: 2
Coding region: 1-4272 (1423 amino acids)
Biological process (GO): positive regulation of transcription by RNA polymerase II
Cellular component (GO): nucleus
Molecular function (GO): ATP-dependent chromatin remodeler activity; histone binding; ATP binding
Source: RefSeq, a predicted model, not a curated record
AUGGCCGCGGUACAACCAGCUCAAGGCAUUCCUCAGCAGCAGCAGGGGGCGAAUGUCAACAAUGGCGCACAGAAUGCCAAUGGGAUCCUGCCGCCUGGCAUGACCAAGGAGCAGGUGCAGGUCCUGUACAAGAAAUACCAGGCGAUGAAGGCGAGUGGAGUGUCUGAGACCGACCCGGAACUCAUGAAAGCGCGGGCUGUGCUGCAGUCGAUACAACAGCGUACGGAAGUGGUCAAGAGGCAGCAGGCUUGGCGUCAACAACAGCUGAAGCAGCAGCAACAGGCGGCUCUUCAAGCACAGAAUGCUAGUAUGAAUGCGGCAUCGCAGCAAGGUACCAACGCCACGCCGACGACCGAGACCGACCAGACCGUCUCGGCACAAGCAAAUGGUGCCUCUGGGGUCACGAACGGCCAAGAGCAUACCGUUGCUGCGACACCUGUGCAAGCUGAUGGCUCGAGCGAGGCCCCCUUCAACAAGGAUCAGAUCAGGACUCUCAAGGCUCAGAUGCAAGCUUUCGGCCACUUGCAGAAGAACAUGCCUAUCCCCCAAAACGUCCAGGACAUGAUCUUUCAGUCAAAACAGGAUCAGAAGCCUGUAAGCCCGGGCGCAGCUGUUGCUGCUGCUGGGAAGGUACUUGACGAUGUAGCCAAGGGAAAGGCGACUACGAAUCUCAUGCCCGAUGGCAAGCCUCGCCACCGUUUCGAGACUUUCACCGACCCGCACUCUCUCAUGGUCAAGCAUAUAAGCUAUGCGGAUCAUACGCACCGUCCAUAUCGAUCUAUCAUCCCAAGCUUCAUGCCUAUCGGUGUUGAUCCAGAGCGUGUUCGCGAGGAGCGUGAGAACAUCGUCUACAACCGCGUACUAGCACGGAGGAACGAGCUCGGGAAGAUGAGCGCUAACAUGGGUGCGUGGGAUGUCACCAAGUCUGAUGUGCCACAGGACAACGCGAACCUCAAGCUGAGGGCACUCAUCGAGUACAAGAUGCUAGCUCUCCUUCCCAAGCAGCGCGAGCUGCGGCAGAAAGUUGGCAAGGAGAUGAUGAACUCAGACAACCUCUCCAUGACUGCCAACCGAGCAAUGUACCGACGUGUCAAGAAGCAGUCUCUUCGUGAAGCGCGUGUGACCGAGAAGCUUGAGAAGCAACAACGUGAUGCAGCCGAGAACAAGGAGAAGAAGAAGCACAACGAUUUUGUCAAUUCUAUCGUGCGCCACGCAGAAGACAUGCGUAAUGCAGCCCAGCAACAUCGCGCUCGGAACCUCAAGCUUGGUCGUCUCAUGGUGCAGACACACGCCAACAUCGAGAAAGAAGAGCAGAAGCGGAUCGAGCGCACAGCCAAGCAGCGUCUCCAAGCUCUCAAGGCCAACGAUGAAGAGACUUACCUCAAAUUGCUUGGUCAAGCUAAGGAUAGUCGUAUCUCGCACUUGCUCAAGCAGACUGAUGGUUUCUUGAACCAGCUCGCCACCUCCGUCAAGGAGCAGCAGAGGUCGAUGUCGCGGCGGUUUGGUGCUGCCGAAGCGCCCGAGGAGCCAGAGGAAGAGGACCCGGAACCGGACUCAGAAGAUGAGAGCAAGCCGAAAGUCGAUUACUACGAGGUCGCUCACAAGAUCAAGGAAGAGGUGCACGUGCAGUCCUCGAAUCUGGUUGGCGGUAUGCUGAAGGAGUACCAAGUCAAGGGUCUGCAGUGGAUGAUUUCGCUGUACAACAACAAUCUGAAUGGUAUCUUGGCCGAUGAAAUGGGUUUGGGCAAGACAAUUCAGACCAUCUCCCUCAUCACGUACCUCAUCGAGAAGAAGCGACAACAUGGUCCUUACUUGGUAAUCGUGCCGCUCUCUACUCUCACGAACUGGAACAGCGAAUUCGAGAAGUGGGCUCCCAGUGUGCAGCGGAUCGUGUACAAGGGUCCUCCAAAUCAGCGCAAGAACUUCGCGCAGCAGAUUCGAUACGGCAACUUCCAGGUCCUCCUCACGACAUACGAGUUCAUCAUCAAGGAUCGCCCAAUUCUUAGCAAGAUCAAGUGGCUGCACAUGAUUGUGGACGAAGGUCAUCGUAUGAAGAACGCCGGUUCGAAGUUGUCAAGCACGAUAACGCAGUACUACCACACACGCUAUCGCCUUAUCUUGACUGGUACACCUCUCCAGAACAACCUACCGGAGCUGUGGGCGCUGCUCAAUUUCGUACUACCCAACAUCUUCAAGUCCGUCAAGUCUUUCGACGAGUGGUUCAACACUCCGUUCGCAAACACUGGUAACCAAGACUCGAUGUCGCUGUCGGAAGAAGAGUCGCUGCUCGUCAUCAGGCGUCUUCACAAAGUUCUGCGGCCUUUCUUGCUCCGUCGCCUGAAGAAGGACGUCGAGAAGGAUCUUCCAGACAAGCAGGAACGUGUCGUCAAAUGCAACUUCUCCGCUCUGCAGAAGAAGCUGUACCAGCAAUUGCUCACACACAACAGGAUGUUCGUAUCCGACAAGGAUGGCAAGAAAGCUGGCAUGCGCGGUCUUUCCAACAUGCUCAUGCAAUUGCGCAAACUCUGUAACCACCCCUUCGUUUUUGAGGAAGUAGAGGACCAGAUGAACCCUGCGAGACUGACCAACGAUCUCAUCUGGCGUACGGCUGGCAAGUUCGAGCUUCUUGAUCGUGUGCUACCGAAGUUCCAGGCUACCGGUCACAGAGUGCUUAUGUUCUUUCAGAUGACGCAAAUCAUGAAUAUCAUGGAGGACUAUAUGCGUUUCCGUGGAAUGACAUAUCUUCGUCUUGAUGGUUCGACCAAGGCAGAUGAUCGGUCUGAGCUGCUGAAGGAGUUCAACAAGCCUGAUUCGCCUUACUUCUGCUUCUUGCUUUCGACUCGUGCUGGUGGGUUAGGCUUGAAUCUGCAGUCGGCCGAUACUGUCAUCAUCUACGACUCCGACUGGAAUCCGCAUCAAGAUCUACAGGCUCAGGAUCGUGCCCAUCGUAUUGGUCAGAAGAAUGAGGUGCGGAUCCUGCGACUCAUCAGCUCCAACUCCGUUGAAGAGAAGAUCCUCGAGCGGGCACAGUACAAGCUCGAUAUGGACGGCAAGGUCAUCCAGGCUGGUAAAUUCGAUAACAAGUCUACGAACGAGGAGCGUGAUGAGAUGUUGCGUGUUAUGCUUGAGACCGCAGAGGCGGCCGAGGCAUUCGAGCAGGAUGAGAUGGAUGACGACGACCUCAAUCUGAUUAUGGCGCGUAGCGAUGGGGAGCUCGAGCUUUUCGCACAGAUGGACGCGGAUCGUACGGCGAACCAGCGAUACGGACCUGACAAGAAAUUACCUCGUUUACUUGGCGAGAGUGAGCUGCCGGACAUUUACAUGCAAGAAGAUAAUCCUGUUGAGGAGAAGGAGGACAAGUUCAACUUUGGUCGUGGUGCGCGCGAGCGCACGAAGGUCAAGUAUGAUGAUGGUCUUACUGAGGAACAGUGGCUUGAUGCCGUCGAUGCGGACGACGACACUAUUGAGGAUGCGACCAAGCGGAAACAAGAUCGUAUUGCCCGGCGUGCAGCGAAGAAGGAGUCCAGACUGCGUGGCGAGUUCGAUCUGGGUGAUUCGCCUCCUGCUUCGCGAGACAGUUCCGAGGAGCCGGCACCCAAGAAGCGUGGGCGGAAACCUGCCAAGGCGCCGGAGAAACGCAAGGCGGACGAGGCAUCGCUCGAUGGCGUCGAGGCACCGCCGAAGAAACGUGGGCGCCAGUCCAAGGUCGCGGAGACGUUGAGCAGGCAGGAGCGCGACACGAUCCAGAAGAUCAUGGACAGUGUGCACGACGCUCUGCAAGAUCUCGAGGUCACAUCGGAGGAUCCUGAUGUUCCGCCUCGAGGCAUCAUCGAUCCUUUCUUGGAUUUGCCGCCUAGAGCAAGCUAUCCGGAUUACUACCAACUCAUCGUUAAGCCGAUCGCGAUGAAGCAGAUUGAGAAGAAGAUCAAUCAGAAGCAGUAUCAGAGUCUACGGGAAUUCAGGCAGGAUAUCGGCCUGCUCUGCAAUAAUUGUCGGCAGUAUAAUGAGGAUGGGAGUGUGCUUUAUAAUGAUGCUCAUAUGAUUGAGCGCGCCUGCCUCGACAAACUUCGCGAGGAAACCGCCGCACACCCCGGACUCCAAGACUUUGACGAAGCAAGCGUGGAUGGUACUUCGACGCGCCCGAUCUCGAGCGUCAGUACGCCGCAGCCGCCGCAGAAGUCGGGCUUCAAGCUUAAGCUUAAUGGGCGAGGUGCGAAUGGUCAUAGUUCGAGGGGCGGCACGGAGAGUCUGGUGCCCAGUGAUGAAGAGUAG